AUGCGAUCUUCGCUGGUGACGAGCGAGUUGUUACUGGUGCGUGCGCUGGACUACGAUUUAGAGGUCGAUCUACCGUUUGCAUUUUGUCUCAAUGUACUGCGAAACAUGGCCUCGGUACCACUGUACAAAGAACUUCGACGAUACGGUGCCAUGACAGGACGUGGUUGGCAAAAGGAUUUGUGGCGACAAAUGGAACAAGAUAUACACCCGGAUUUAAGCGCCAUUGCUCGUCUUGCUUGGAUGUUUCUGUGGGAUAGUUUAAUAUCACCCAAGAUCGUUUUGAACCACUCCACCCCUGGUGUUGCAUUAGGAUGUCUCUAUCUGGCAUUACGUACAUCGAAUGCACCGUUUCCCUUUACGAUGAGCGAGUGGGUGGACAUGUGGGGAGCAUCAGAAAAUAUAUCGGUUCAAGCGGUGCGAGGUAAGCUCAAUGCCCAUAUCUCUCUUGGAUCUUUUACUUGUGUUCUCAUACAUUGA
This is a messenger RNA of Radiomyces spectabilis, 477 nucleotides long. RefSeq lists its product as uncharacterized. The transcript is spliced from 3 exons. The record is from RefSeq and is a predicted model, not a curated record. NCBI's taxonomy places the organism in Eukaryota, Fungi, Mucoromycota, Mucoromycetes, Mucorales, Radiomycetaceae. The coding region runs from base 1 to 477 and encodes 158 amino acids.